Molecule: messenger RNA, 2660 nt
Organism: Clupea harengus (Atlantic herring)
Lineage: Eukaryota; Metazoa; Chordata; Actinopteri; Clupeiformes; Clupeidae
Gene: cysltr2b
Product: cysteinyl leukotriene receptor 2b
Biological process (GO): G protein-coupled receptor signaling pathway
Cellular component (GO): plasma membrane
Molecular function (GO): G protein-coupled receptor activity
Source: RefSeq, a predicted model, not a curated record
UAAAUGCAUCAAACACGAAACCUCCUAUUUAUAUGGUCUGUGGCUGGUGUCUCCUGCUGUCUCUCUCUCUGUCUGGCUGUCACACUCUGAGAAGAGAUUUCCUUUUUAGGGGUUUCCAAAUUUAUGCAAGUUGCUCUUCUUCACAGGUUCAACCAUGAACGGGUCUUGCGUUGAAGAUGGCCAGAACUGUUCCAUCAGCGAAUUCAAGCACAGUGUCUUCCCAGCUGUAUACCUGCUCAUCUUUGUAAUUGGGCUCAGUGCUAACCUAAUAUCACUGUGCCUCUUCCUGAAAAUGUGGAGAACACAGAGAACUCUCUCAUCGGUCAACCUGUUCAUAGUGAACCUCCUUGUGUCUGACCUCAUGCUGAUCUGUACGCUACCUUUUCGAGCCUCAUACUACAUCAACAACUCGAACUGGGUCUUCGGGGACGUCAUCUGUCGCCUCAUGUCCUACGUCUUCUACGUCAACAUGUAUGGAAGUAUCUACUUCCUCAUGGUUCUCAGUGUGAUUCGCUAUGUUGCCAUCAACAAACCGUUCACCUAUAUGCGCCAACAGAAUUACCGCUACACCUGGCUAGCAUGCCUCUCCAUAUGGUUAUUGGUGUCCUUGGCAAGCAUUCCAAAGCUCUUCAGUGGCACAAAACAGAGUGAGGACAAGGUGAUGUGCCUGGAGCUUCUGAACCCAAAGGCAGACCUACUGAACACCAUUAUCAUCAUGAACUAUGGGGCAUUACUGUUUGGGUUCCUCAUUCCAUUUUUGGUUCUCCUUGUGUGCUACCUUUUUGUGGUGCAUCGCCUCUUGAGACACAACAAUGUAACGACACAUAGGCAGCAAUACAAAAAAGCAGGUUCCCUUGCCAUCAUUGUGCUUUUCAUCUUCCUGGUCUGCUUUCUCCCCUAUCAUGUGGCACGGACCAUAUUUUUGCAGGCGGAAUGGGAUCUGUGUACAAGCGGAACCAGGGGCUCGUGUGGAUACAUAACAGGAGUACGUAAAGCUGCGGUCAUCACACACUGUCUGGCUGCGGCAAAUAGUUGUCUGGAUCCCCUCCUUUACUUUAUUGUUGGAGAGAAUUUCAGGAAGUUCUGGCGAAAAAGUAAAAGACAAAUACACCAUAACAAUGAACAAAGGAAAAUGGGUGAUGUCACAAAAACAGAGGUGCAACUGCGAAGCUACCCAAGAUGAGAUUUGUUAAAAUGGCCCCAACAAAGAUUUCAAGAAAUAUAAAGUGCCUUUCUGGCAUUUACGUAAUCUAUCAAUGGUUGAAUUGCUUUCAAGUUGAGGGGCAGGUUUAGUGUAAGUUAAAAUCUUGACAGUGGCUGCUGCAGAAGGCCACCCAAACUAUUUCCCUGGCGGUUCAUGGACAGAAGGAAUUUUAAGGUUACAUCUGUCUGUGACAUGCAGAUGAUUUGUGUGUUUAAAUAAAAGUGUCAAGAAUUAUUUCACCUGAGAAAGAAAAUGUUCUUUCCAAGAAAGCCCUGACUGCACACUUCAGAGGGACAUGCUGAAACACCAAGAAGACGACUUAAAACAGCCCUAUAUACAUCAGUAUGCAUAUGUUGAACAUGACAUCCAGGAAUGCAUUAUGGGGCAGGAUGUUUGGACAGCCAGUUAUUUUUGUCCACAUACUGCUGAUACACUGUUGACAGUAAGGAUGGAAGCAAAGACUUAGGCUUAGGGAUAUAAUUUGGAUUAAGGACAUGUUAUGGUAAGGGUUAGUUGAUAGGUACUGAGGGGUAUGGCAAGCUGACAGGUAUUUGAUGGUUUACUUGUGAUGUAGGCUUUUUGUACAAUGUAUGCUAUGCAAUUAAAUAUCAAAUAAAAAAUGUUACAAGUAGUUUUGGAACAAAGCAAACAUUAGUAUGUAUUACACUGCCUUAAUUGGUCAGAGGAUAGAUUGUUUUGGAGUGUGAGAUAGAUUCAUGGGUCACUGUGUUUGUUGCAGCUUUACAGGCAACUGAAAAAUUAUUCUGCAGUCAACUUCAAUUUAUCUUCCAUGGGUGGACGUAAAGGGGAAAAAACCACAUGCCGUGGAUUUGGAUUUUGUUUCUAUUGGUAAAUGUACGCACAAAUGACCAAUGGACAAUCUCUGUAUUCAAAUAUAUGAAUCAUAGUUGAUCAAACAUUUACAUGCACUUUGCUGAAACUGUCAAACAACACACUGGGGGUUGUGGCACUCUGCUUUAGUGAGUGUGAGACCAUGACACAAUGCUCAUAUUUAUUAUUUCGACAACAUAAUCAAAGGACUUUCAUAGCUCACAAUUCAUGAUAAUCAGAAUUGUGUGUUAAUUUGUGUAUAGCUAUGUGUCUAUAAACAUGGCAGUUGAUGUCACUUUAUUCUAUUUACCUCUUUCAAUAUAAAGAACAGCACGAAAGUUGAAAAGAAAGAUGUCUACAUCGACCCUGUGUAACAUAAUUUUAUGUUUGUUUUUUCUUAACGUGUUUAUGUAUGUUUUGUUAUGGGUUGUACUCUAUUCAUAAUAUGUCUUCUAAAUUAUGGCUUUCUUUUUAAAAGUUUUUGAAAAUGUUCUCAAAAUGUCUAUUGAAUAUCUGUUUCAUUGCAAGUAAAAAUGGUGAUGCAGUAUGUAAAAACAAGCAAAGGGAGAACAAAGCAAAGGGGGAACAAAAAGCUGUCCAAAUAAAGCAUCAUACAUGACUACAA